GGCAACAUUUGUACUUUUAGAAGAACCUGUGAUUGAUGAAAUAGUGAUUGAAGAAUAUAAUGACGAAAGAAGAAACCAAUUAGUAGACAUCAGAAAUAAAUACAAUGAAGAACACAUACCUGGUAUUCAAAUAGCGGAUAAAGAUCUGAAAGGUUACAGGCGCAAAUUCGAUUGA
This is a messenger RNA of Racocetra persica, 175 nucleotides long. Lineage: Eukaryota; Fungi; Glomeromycota; Glomeromycetes; Diversisporales; Gigasporaceae. The record is from the annotation of a GenBank genome assembly.